This is a messenger RNA of Racocetra persica, 286 nucleotides long. Lineage: Eukaryota; Fungi; Glomeromycota; Glomeromycetes; Diversisporales; Gigasporaceae. The record is from the annotation of a GenBank genome assembly.
AACAAAUUAUUCAUGUCUUCUGAUGACGGGAAUUCUGAUACACAAUAUUUGGUUACUUUUGAGCAUGAUAACUAUGGUAAAUUGAUUAUUAAUUACGAACUUGUAGAAGUUGCCAAUGAUAAUGAGCAAGAAUUCAAUGAACAAGAUUGUGUGAAUAUAGAACUGGAUAUAGAAAGUAAAAAAGGUAAAGGAAAAGGAAAGUUGAUAAAUAAAGAAAAGAGUAAAAAUAAUGAAGAGGCGCAAACUAGUAAUAUCAACACCGAUAUAGUAUUACCAGUGUUAGAAU